This is a messenger RNA of Coniosporium apollinis CBS 100218, 948 nucleotides long. RefSeq lists its product as uncharacterized. Bases 1 to 948 code for a protein of 315 amino acids. Gene Ontology annotation, molecular function: oxidoreductase activity. The transcript is spliced from 3 exons. The record is from RefSeq and is a predicted model, not a curated record. NCBI's taxonomy places the organism in Eukaryota, Fungi, Ascomycota, Dothideomycetes.
AUGUCUUCCAAGGAUGACGUUAAGAACGUUGCAAUUGUCGGAGCAAGCGGUUUAGUCGGUGGUGAGAUAACUAGAAGUCUUCUCGAACGUGGCACGUUCAAUAUCACCGCUAUCUCUCGGCAGGAGUCGACUGGUACCCUUCCGCCUGGUGUUACAGUGAAAAGGGGUGACUACACGUCCUCAAACUUUCUCGAAUCUGCAUUGGAAGGCCAGGAUGUCCUCAUCAUAACUUUGUCUGUAAUGGCCUCCCCGGACAUUCAAACCGGUUUCAUCCGGGCCGCCGCUAAAGUUGGGGUUCCAUGGAUUCUGCCCAAUGAAUAUGGAGGCGACGGAGCCAACGAAGAGCUGCUCAACGCGGUCCCAAUCCUCGCAUCGAAGACAAAGUAUCGAGAUCUGAUAGAAGAGCUAGGUACGAGCAGCUGGAUUGGCAUAGCAUGCAACCUUUGGAUUGACUAUGGGUUGAAGGGAGGGUGGUUCAGCAUCGACAUACCAUCCCGCAAGGCCACUCUUUACGAUGACGGCACAAACCCCAUUGUAACCACCAGUCUUCCCCAAGUCGGCCGAGCCGUUGCACGGUUGCUCAGUCUGCCUGUGUACUCGUCUUCCUCGCCCUCUCUUUCCGACUACAAGAACCAGUUCGCUUACACCAGGUCCUUCUCCGUCAGCCAAACUGACAUGCUUUCCGCCGUGCAGCGUGCUACCAGCACGAAACCGGAGGACUGGGAAAUCACCAGAAUGCCGGUGGACGAGUACAUCAAGGCGGGACCGGAACUGCUCGCCAAAGGAGACAGAAUGGGUAUGUUGAAUAUCUUGUACGGGUCUCAUUUCAAAAAGGGGCUCGGAGAUCAAUAUUACGGUAGGGAGUCAGCGAAUGAAAAGCUCGGCCUAGAGGAUGAGGAUUUAGAUGAGGUUGUGGAGAGAGUGGUCAAGGAGAUGGAGCGCAAGUAG